AUGGAAGAGGGCCACAAGGAUAGCUCGGACUCGGCUGCUUCAUCAGACAUCGACAGGCUGCGGUUGAAAGAGUUACCACAGCCUGUCCAGGGUCGUAGCUCACGGCUCUGGAAGCUCACAGCUAUCCACAUUGUCAUCGUCAUCGCCUUUGUUGGCCUUUUACUAGGUGCUUACAAGGCAUCUCGCACCCACAAAUCCGAGGUCCGCCCUCAAUCGGAUACUCUCACCAAUGGCAGCUCAAUAUUUGCACCAACAACCAUCCUUAUCUCGCUUGACGGUUUCCGCGCCGACUUCCUCCACCGUAACAUUACACCUUCUUUGAGUGCAUUUGUUCAAACUGGCGUUUCACCAGAAUACAUGUCGCCGAGUUUCCCCUCCGUUACCUUCCCUAACCACUUCACCCUUGUCACCGGCUUAUAUCCUGAAGCCCACGGUGUCGUCGGUAAUAGCUUCUGGGACCCUGAGUUGAAAGAAGACUUCUUCUACACCGAUCCUGCCAGAAGCAUGCAGCCCAAGUGGUGGAAUGGAGAGCCCAUCUGGGUCACUGCCGAAGAGCAAGACGUUCGCGCCGCAAUCCACAUGUGGCCUGGAUCCGAAGCUCACAUUGGCAUCGAGCCUACCUUUGUCGACAAAUACAAAGGCCAUGAGCUACUUGCCAACAAGGUCGAUCGCAUACUCGGUCUUCUUGACCUUCCCGGUCCGUUUGACAAAGGCGCAAGCUCUGAUGCCCCAAGACCGCAAUUGAUCGCCGCCUACGUGCCGGACGUCGAUCGCGAUGGUCAUCUCUAUGGUCCCAACAGUACUGAGAUUAGAUCCACUAUCUCUAGUGUCGAUACCAUGUUGGGUCAGCUUUUCUCGGGAUUAGAGCAGCGAAAUCUGACAGACAUUGUCAACAUUGUCAUAGUUUCUGACCACGGUAUGGCUACGACAUCGACUUCUCGUUUAGUUCAGCUCGACGACAUCAUCGACAUGUCUGUUAUAGAACGUACCGACGGAUGGCCGCUAUACGGUCUUCGUCCAAAAGAUGAGUCAGAUAUCGAGCCUCUCUACAAUAAGCUUAAGCAAGAAGCGGCAAGUAUGAGCGGUUUCGAUGUUUAUCUGAGAGAUCGCGACAUGCCUGAGCGUUACCACUUUUCACAGAACGACCGUAUCGCGCCUCUUUGGGUGAUACCUUGGACUGGAUGGGCCAUCGUGGUCAAAGAAGAGUUCAAUGUCGAAGAGGCGAAGAAAAGUGGCCAAGUCUAUCAUCCUCGAGGCGUACAUGGAUACGACCAUGAACAUCCACUGAUGCGUGCAAUCUUCGUGGCCAGGGGCCCCGCCUUCCCUCAUACCCCGGGCAGCAAAGUGGACGUCUUCCAAAACAUCGAGGUCUACAACCUUGUAUGUGAUUCGGUAGGAGUUGUGCCCAAGCCGAACAACGGAACUCUGCGUCUACCACUCAAGCCUAUCGGAUUGCACGAUUUUAUGCCGCCUAGUGAUAUGCCAGAAGAUAUGCCAGAAGACCCUCCCUCCACGUCGAAUGGGACCUCGACCGAAGUUGUGGAAACAACCUCAUUACUGACGCAAGUUUCACGACCAAUGAUUAUUGCCACAGACGCGCCUGUCCCUACCCGACCAGUCAUUCAUGAUGACGUGAGCCAGGAAGACGAAGACAACAAUGGCAAAGACACGAACUUAUGGUGGGAUUGGGUCAUGGGAAAACUCGAUGGCGCCAAAGACUGGGCGACUGGGUUAUAUGAUACAGUAUCCGACAAGAUCUCGGGCGCUGCAACGGAAUCAGGAAACAACGAAUGA
Aureobasidium namibiae CBS 147.97 is the source of this 1794-nucleotide messenger RNA. RefSeq names its product Phosphodiest-domain-containing protein. NCBI's taxonomy places the organism in Eukaryota, Fungi, Ascomycota, Dothideomycetes, Dothideales, Saccotheciaceae. Gene Ontology annotation, molecular function: ribonucleoside triphosphate phosphatase activity; nucleoside triphosphate diphosphatase activity. The record is from RefSeq and is a predicted model, not a curated record. Bases 1 to 1794 code for a protein of 597 amino acids. The transcript is spliced from 2 exons. Gene Ontology annotation, biological process: nucleoside triphosphate metabolic process.